AUGAGGACCAGGAGGAGCCCAAGAAGAAGCCGAAGCAGGAGAAGGAGGAAGCCAAAGGUAAAAAGGCCGAUCCCAAGACGAAAAAGGAUGCUGAGGAGGACACCUAGGAGGACUCCAAGGAGGAAGCCAAGAAGAAGGUGCCGAAGAGGAGACUGUCCGUCUCGGAUUGGACUCAGAUGGUCGAAGCCCAAGAGAGCGAGGAGCAGGAAGAGGAGAAAGACCGAGGAGGCUGAGACUGUGAAAGAGAAAGAGAAAAGGGACAGAAGCAAGACCAACAAGUUCAACUUCCUGAUGGCUUGCGGAUCCGUGCCUCAGUCGGUGCAGAAUACGUAUAAGAACAUGACGGGGCCAGGAAGCAGGAUCAAGCAGACACAGUUCAUCAACGCGAUCAUUCAGAGGGACCCGGGGGGCAACUUGCAGCUUGCCGGGACGAAGAGAGCCACCGUUGCCGGAGCUCAAAGAUUGCGGAACGAGAAGAGCUUUGAGAUGGAAGACAAGGGGAUGAGCCAAACGUUGAUCAUGAAUAAGUUCAACAUGACCCCGGAAGCACUCAAGGAGGCGUUCAACAACGGGGAGGUGGACAUUGCCUACCACAGCGGCAAACCCUACGUGUCCUGGAGGAUUCUCAGGUCGAGAAACAAAGACUCGAAGAGCACGGACAUCGAUCUUCAAGGGAAGAGGAUGGCGAUAUCCGAAAGGGAGGCAGGCCAAAUGCAGAGCCUCUUGGACGAUAUCAACCUGGAGCUGCCGACGGAGCUGCCGGACAUGCCAAACAAGCCGAUGAUCGCCGACGGUGAUUCCGGUUCUGGAACAGGAACAGGAUCUGGAUCUGGAUCGGGAUCAGCAGGACCAGCAGCAGAGGAGAAGGCGAUGACGACGGCCAAGUGGGCUAAGACAAAGGAGCUCGCGGAACAAGGAGUCACCACCUGUGGGCAAUUGCAGGGCAAAGAGCUUCCGAAGAAAGAUUAUCCCGGCGAGGUGACCUUCGACAAGGUCAAUGCAUUUUUGCAGCAGCAGGUACUCGUGAUGAAGGGCAUCAACGAGGACAUAGCAGGCGUCCGGGGCAAGCUCGAUGUCCGAGCCAAGGGAGAGAAGAAGAAGGAAUGGAGGAGAGUGCUUGGGCCGCAGCCGGAGGUGUGCUACGGGGAGUACCUGGCCGUGAUGGUCCGGGCAGCUGAAGUCGUGUACAAGGAGCCUCCCAAGUUUGUGGAAGGGACGACUUUCUUCCUGGACCGGAUGUGUGCCAAGCACGUUUGGGAGUACCCGGACGGGGACAUGGACCUGCCUCGGUGGAUU
Symbiodinium necroappetens is the source of this 1296-nucleotide messenger RNA. The record is from the annotation of a GenBank genome assembly. NCBI's taxonomy places the organism in Eukaryota, Dinophyceae, Suessiales, Symbiodiniaceae.